This is a messenger RNA of Caenorhabditis sp. 36 PRJEB53466, 1400 nucleotides long. NCBI's taxonomy places the organism in Eukaryota, Metazoa, Nematoda, Chromadorea, Rhabditida, Rhabditidae. The record is from the annotation of a GenBank genome assembly.
AUGAACAAUCGCCGUUACCUUCUGCUUUUCUUCGUCGCCCUUUCGAUUUCCGUCGAAGCGGCCACUGAAGUGAUCCGUGCGAGAGCCUACAUUUUCAAAGCGGAGGCGGGCAAAGUGCCGACCGAACUCAUCGGAACCAUCGACUUUGAUCAGUCGGGAAGCUUUUUAAAAGUACGUUUCAUUCAGGGGCAGAAUCUCACUCUAUUUUUGCACGCUUAUCAGUUUCGGUCUGAAAUGUGUUCAGUAAAACUUUUAGUCCAAUUCGAUCGUCUAAUGCGGAGCUACUAUGAACAUUUGGCUUUCAUAUGAUACAUUUCAGCUGCCUGAAGAGAUAUCAAAGAGUCGAUAGUUAAUAAAUUGUUCAUUAAGAAAUUGUCCAUAUUUUAUUAUUAGACAGCGUUUUCAUAUCUCUACAGACGACUAAGAUUAAAUGAACGGUAAUUAGGUAGAUAAAGACUGUGCAAAGUUCGGUUCUGACAAUUGCGCAUUCGUUGUUUUCAGUUGAAUGGCUCGGUAUCGGGUUUGGCAGCCGGAAAGCACGGAUUCCACAUCCACGAAAAAGGAGACACUGGCAAUGGAUGUCUGAGUGCGGGCGGUCAUUACAACCCGCAUAAACUGAGUCACGGAGCUCCGGACGACUCGAACAGACACAUCGGAGAUCUGGGAAACAUUGAGUCGCCCGUAAGAGAGAGUUUUGUAGAUAUUCGAAGGAAAAGAAGUAUUUCAGACUUCCGGAGACACAAACAUUUCGGUGUCGGACUCGCUCGCUUCGCUCAGCGGACAGUACUCUAUCAUCGGGCGGAGUGUCGUCAUCCACGAGAAGGUUCGUUCCGAUUCCUUCUACCGUACUCUUCCAUUUCCAGACUGACGACCUCGGCCGCGGCAACUCGGAUCAAUCGAAGACCACGGGAAAUGCGGGCGCCCGUCUCGCCUGCGGGACCAUCGGUGAGUGCUUGUUCCGUUUGUGAUCUUUCUGUUCCCGGUCCCCUUCGGUUCAUCGAAUUCGUUUGACAGGUACCGUCUGAGUGUCUGCUUCACUCUCUCACUCUCUCCCUCUCUAUCGUUAUCUCUCAACGAACCGCCCGGUUAUGUUUUCUAUAAAAAUCACUGCUUUUUGGCUGUGAACUCUGUAUUAAUGACACGUAGUGAAUGUACAGAUAUUAAUAACUUCAACAAUAAAUUAUUCGUUGCUUUUUGUCGGUUUUCUGCUGGAACGGUCUUGGGAUACUGUAGUUCGUGCUCUUUCAGAGAAACUUGGAUUGUUUGCAGGGAUCAUCGAAGAACGUCUUCUGGAGACGACUACUGCGUCCCUUCCGCCAGUGACCCAGUCGCAGCCGAUCGGAUCCUCCACUUCCACCCUCCUCCUCCCCUUCUUUUCCAUUUUACUCAUUCUAGUUUGA